AUGGUUUUAUCAGGUGUCUUAAUGGAUGCCUCUUCUGCAACCUCAACUUCAGACCUAAUCCCUUCUUCGGCUUCAUCUUCUGCAUCUGCAUCCUCCUCGACCUCUACUGCAUCAACUACUUCAUCAACUACUUCAUCAUCUGCUUCAUCAUCUGCUUCAUCAUCUGCUUCAUCUGCUUCAUCUGCUUCAUCUACAUCUUCUUACCUUUUUGAUGGCUUGCCUUCAACUCUUCAACAACCCAAUCCUCAAACUAAACAUUUCCCUAUGGCCUCUCAAGAUCAGGCCAACCCCCAAUCACAAUCACCCAUACCAUACAGAUUUACACCUUUAUCAUCUUCCUCAUCUCAAACUAACUCAGAAGCUGAGUACCAAGAAAAUGAACUCCAAGCUAUUCUUCAGUUAAAAUCGCUUUCCUUUUCACAGCAACAACAGCAACAACAGCAGCAGCCACAGAAGCCGCUUCAUGGAAUCUUUGGACAACAACAACAGCAACAACAAAUUGCACUGCCGGUUUCAAAAGCCUCUUUAUAUCCCUCAUAUAACUCUCAAAACUAUCAGCAACAACAACAACAACAACAACAACAACAACAGUCGCAACCUACUGGUCUCUGGCAACCUCCACGAAUACCAACGGUCUCCUACUCACCACUAUCAUCUUUGCCCUGCGAUAACAAUACCCCAGCAAAUGACCCAUCAAACGUAAACAAUAAUAAUAAUAAUAAUAAUAAUAAUAAUAAUAAUAACAAUAGCCCAGUAGAUGAUGACCUCGACAUGUCAGAUGUCGAGGAUGAUGACAAUGAAACAACCCCAGCAGAAACAAGUCUUGACUGCAUCUCAAACACUUCUCUAGAUGGAAUACCUCCCACCUUAAACAACAACAGCCCUUACGCUACCUCAUCACCACGGGUCCCGGCUUCUUCUUCCGCAUCCCUAUCCUCUCUCUCUUCAUUCCAAGCUGAUCCUCCCGAUGUUCCGGCACUCUCGAGCCGCAGCGCGAGCUCACAAAGCCUUCAAUCUUCCUUAAUCUCAUCAAAACAAACACAAAUACACUCUCAUAUUCAUCACCACUCCCAUCAUAUCCAGUCUCCAACCCCUGCUUACCUCCAACACAAUCAAAACCAUCAUUCACACCAUUCACAUCAUUCACACCACCCAAAUUCACUUUCUUCUUCUCCAUCAUCAUCCUCUUCAUCAACAACAACAACAACAUCUUCAUCAUCAUCUUCUUCUUCUGGCAUUUCUUCAGACCGCACCAACCUCCUCAAAGACCGAUUUAUCUACUACGGACCCAAAUCGGAAAAAUACAAGGCAUCGGCGCAUCUGCGGCGUCAGGAACAAAUUCGUGACUAUUAUAACAACAAGGGCUCUUCCUCUUACUCCUCAAGCGGCUCUGCAAGUAAGAUUUCUAAAAAAGUGCCGGCCACGCCUACCCGCAUCCGCAGCAGUAGCAUUACCAGUAAUGGAACAAACAAUAACAAUUCCAUUAUAAAUACAAAUACAAAUACAAAUACAAAUACAAAUACAAAUACAAAUGGAAACAAUAAUAACAAUAAUACCAUUAACAUUAACAUUAACAAUAAUAAUAAUAGCAUGGCUUCAGUCAACAUGGCAAUUAACGGAUCCUCUUCUCCAAAAGCCCAAGGCUUGCUUUCAUCCUCACCACGCAACUUGUUUGGACCUCUAGGAGGUUCACCCCCAUUUUUGGCUUCCUCGUCACCUCCAAACUUAUCUUCCAGCAGCAAUUCUACAACUCCACUUUCUAUUUCACCUGCAUCUUUUACAUCUUCUUCGUCUUCUUUUAAAAAGAAACCCCGUAGAACUGUUCGGUUUAAUGUUUAA
Magnusiomyces paraingens is the source of this 1839-nucleotide messenger RNA. RefSeq lists its product as uncharacterized. Lineage: Eukaryota; Fungi; Ascomycota; Dipodascomycetes; Dipodascales; Dipodascaceae. The coding region runs from base 1 to 1839 and encodes 612 amino acids. The record is from RefSeq and is a predicted model, not a curated record. The transcript has a single exon.